This is a messenger RNA of Zingiber officinale, 2915 nucleotides long. Its product is annotated as pentatricopeptide repeat-containing protein At4g02750-like. The record is from RefSeq and is a predicted model, not a curated record. Gene Ontology annotation, biological process: RNA modification. Lineage: Eukaryota; Viridiplantae; Streptophyta; Magnoliopsida; Zingiberales; Zingiberaceae. Gene Ontology annotation, molecular function: RNA binding; protein binding. The transcript is spliced from 5 exons. Bases 587 to 2563 code for a protein of 658 amino acids.
GCUAAGAUCUACUCAUUAUAAGUUGCAGGGUCCAAAAAAUAGAAAAAAUAAAAUAAAAACCCUAAUUAAAUCUGCCGGCCGCCGUCUCGAACGAUCCCCCACUCUUUUUUCCGGCGAGCGAUUGCAGACGUUCUCAAGCUUACUCGACAGCACCAGAGCACGUCGUCUACAUAAUUGGCCGCUGUCUCGCCGUUUGGUCAUCCUCGUGUGCACCGCCUCACUGCUUCAUGAAUUCUAGUUUUUUGCCUGUGCAGCAGUUUGGUAUUUUUCACGUCGUUGGAAAUGGAUGGUGCUAGGAAGGAUUCGUAUGUCAAGUGGGUUAAAUGCUGAAAAUAGAGAUCUGGAUGGAUGAAGUAAAUCAAGGUCAUGGAAAAGUUACAAAUUCCUCAAAUACGGACAUGAUGGAACCUCCGUACUGCAGAUUAUUCUCUGAUAAUUGUGAUAUGAAGUCAUCUUUUAGAAAGCCCACCAAUAAUGCAGAUUUUAGGAAGUAUCGCUGUCAUAUGCCUAUGGUAGAUCAUCUUUAUUUUCAUCUUGUGGAAAGAUAAGCGUCUAUUGAAGUUAAGGAGGAUAAUCUUGAAUACUGAUGGGAAGGCUCCUUGCGAGAAGCAAAAUGCUGGAGAAUUGCGCCUUCACCAAGGUUGAUGGUUCUCAUCCAUUUUUCUGGAAUAGCAUCAUUAGACGCUUCGAGCGAAAUCAAGAACCACGGAAAGCUAUAAUUACAUUCUGUCAUAUGAUGCAGAGAAACAUAUCUCCUGACAAGUUCACCUUUCCUUUCAUACUCAAAGCCUGUGCGAGUGCUAUGGCCCUGAGAGAAGGUGAGCAAAUUCACUGUCAUGCCAUCAAGAGUCCAUAUAAUUCGGAUCUGUUUGUUCAGGGCUCAUUGAUAUUCAUGUAUGCCAGCUGCCAAGAGAUUGAUUCUGCUCGUGCUUCAUUUGAUGCGAUGCCCUACAAGAAUUUGAUCAGUUGGAAUAUGAUUAUUGAUGCCUAUAUUAAACAUGGAAGACUAAAUACUGCUCUUGAGAUUUUUGCGCAGAUGCCGGAACGUGAUUUGUUCUCUUGGAAUUUAAUGAUUGAUGGAUUUGUGAAAAAUGGACAGAUGGAGUUUGCCCAAAGGAUGUUUGAUGAGAUGCCUGGAAGAGAUAUUGUUUCCUGGAAUUCUAUCAUUAACGGAUAUGCAAAGUGUCGAGACAUGACAACAGCAAGGAAAAUGUUUGAUCAGAGUCCAUUCAAGGAUGAAGUCACUUGGGGAAUUAUGCUCAACGGGUAUGCAAAGUGUGGCCGAAUCACCACUGCCCAUAAUUGGUUUGAAAAGCUACCAUAUAAAAAUGCAAUCAGUUGGAAUUGUUUGAUAAACAGGUAUCUUAGAUGUGAUGAUGUUAAAUCAGCACAAAAGUUGUUCGAUUUGAUGCCAAACAGAAAUGUCACUUCCUUUAACAUCAUGCUGGAUGACUACAUGAAGAAAGGUGAGUUACAACUCGCAUAUCAAAUGUUUUACAAUAUGCCUGUGAAGGAUGUUACCUCUUGGAACAUUAUUAUCGAUGGGAAUGCUAGACUUGGAAGAAUGAAGGUAGCAAGAGAGUUGUUUGAUGUUAUGCCAUGUAGGGAUGUGGUUUCAUGGAAUUCAUUGAUUGCUGGGUACAAGGAGAAUGGUGAAUCGAAAGAAGCAAUUGAGGUAUUUAUCAAGAUGAUUAUAUCAGGGAAAAAGCCGGACAACUCGACUUUAGCUAUGGUUCUCUCAGCAGUUGCUGAUUUAGGCCUUAUUUUCCAAGGUAGAUGGAUUCAUUUGUACAUCGAUAAGCAUGACAUUCCUCUGGAUGGCAUUGUUGGGGUUGCGCUCAUAGACAUGUACUCCAAGUGCGGUUAUGUCGAUAUUGCUCUGAGUAUCUUCAAUAGCAUACCUCAAAAGGAAAGAGAUCACUGGAAUUCUAUGAUAUCAGGGUCUGCAGUGCACGGCCGUGGUAAUCUCGCCAUCAACUUAUUUGAAAAGAUGCAAAGAUCAAUGGUAAAACCAGAUGAUAUAACUUUUAUUGGUCUUUUGAGUGCCUGCAGUCAUGCUGGCCUAGUCGCCGAGGGCCGUAGGUAUUUUAACCUUAUGAUCUCCAAAUACGAAAUAACUCCCAAGAUUCAGCAUUAUGGUUGCAUGGUAGACCUGUUAAGCCGCGCAGGUCAUCUAGAGGAGGCAAUCUCCCUGGUCAACGACAUGCCGCUGAGAGCUAACGAUAUCAUCUGGAGAGCCCUUCUUGGAGCUUCCAAGAACCAGAGUAAUGUCGAAAUAGCCGAACGUGCAGUGAGAAACCUGAUCGAGUUGGAUCCUUGCGAUAGUAGUUCCUAUGUGCUGUUGUCGAACAUAUAUGCUUGCAGGGAUCAGUAUGACAGUGCCGGGGAAGUGUGGAGAACCAUGAAGAGCAAAGGGGUUCCUAAGAACACUGGCUGUAGCUGCAUAGAGGUCGAUGGUGUCAUCCAUGAGUUCACUGUAGGACACAUUGCACACCCGCAGAUCGUCUUAUUGUUGCAUAGCAUGACACAGGCAUUAAGAUUGGAAGGCUAUUUGCCAUGUUAAAAAGGCUUAGUUUGCUUGGUCUUCACGAGUGAUGCUCGACCGAUAAACUCAACUCGGGAACUAGGAAUUAAUUGAUCUGGUUCUGGUUAAGAAUGUUUUUAGAACUGGACUUGACUGAUCGGUUCAACUGGUAACUCAGGAAUAAUUGGGAGCCAAUCAAUUCGGUUUGAUCAUCCCUGUUGAGUUCAGUUUGGGCUCGCUUCAACCAGAAACAAAUGAAACCAGUAAGUUUGUCAUUUGGUUUGUGUGCAUGUCCAGUUAUAGAAACAAUAGUUUGUGUUGGAUGACUGGGAGAAUUAAUGAUUUAUAACAAACCAAAUCUAAAUAAAUUUGCAUUUCCAAGUUUAUGCUA